AUGCGUGUCUGUUUUUUCCUAUUCGUGGUGCAUUCAUUGCCUGCUCAUGCAGAGGCUGGGGUACUCAAAUUUUGUUUGAGAUUUAUUUCAUGGCAUAUCGUUGGGCGUGGGGGUAGAACGGAUGAAACAUUGAUCUUCAGCAUGGAACGGGUGUUUGGCGUGGUGCGCACGCGGGUGCAUGGGCGGUGCCCUGUGCCCCAUGUGUGCUCCUUCGUCCUCUCCGAAACUGCUGGGGGCUGGAGUGGCAGCAUAAAGGUGAUGGGACAUGGUGCCGAUGUGGGGUAUGGCGUCGAUCCCAUCGUGGCGACUGCUGAGGUGGUGACUGGGCUGGGGUGCCACGCCCAAGCGUCGCAGGGGUUUUUGCAGGGAGGGGGGCCAAGACGCGCCGGGCUUGCUUCCGCUGGCUCGUGA
Ostreobium quekettii is the source of this 411-nucleotide messenger RNA. The record is from the annotation of a GenBank genome assembly. Lineage: Eukaryota; Viridiplantae; Chlorophyta; Ulvophyceae; Bryopsidales; Ostreobiaceae.